CGGAGCAAACCAAACACAGCCGCAAGCCGAAACUCGGGAGGAAAGCUGACGCUCCAAAACAUGGAGUGUCGCCCGGCCGACGGGGCGCCCGAUAGUGCGCUGAUGUAGUCGGAGAGGGUUUUUUUUUCCUUCUUCUUCUUCUUCUCUCAACGAAAAGAUUUGGCUUCUACUUUUUUUUUCUUCUUCUUUCCUUUUUUUUUUUAAUCGCUUCUAUCGAUACACAUCUGCAAUGAUGCGGGUCGCGGAGCGGAGUAGGACCGCUGCGAUCGUACUCUGCCUUCUCGGGUACCAUGUGUCCGAAGUGGUUAGCAAAACGCUACGGGAGGACAACGCCGUCGAAGAGGUGACCCUGAAGGUUCACCUGAGCGACGCCAGCACCCAGAAGCCCCUGGGAGGGGCAACCAUCGAGCUCUUCACCAACCACACCUCUGUGACCACGGAGACCUCGUCGGCUGAUGGCAACGCCUACGUUCGUUUCCCCUACCGCCUCGGCACGCUGCUGGUCGUCACUGCAACCAAACAGGGCUAUGUGCCAAACUCGGUCCCCUGGACUCCUUCCAAACUGCCUGUGUUCUCAUCAGUCAGUCUGGACCUUCUGCCAGAGCGAGCUGCCACUUUGAUGGUGUACGACGACGUCGUCGAGAUCGUGUCUAGCUUCCAAGGUUUGAGGGGAAAGCCCUUGGUUCAGUUCCAGCGCAGAGCCCUGAGUCUCCCUCCCGGCACGUCCUACACCAACCUGACUGCCCUGCUCACCGUGGCCAGCUCCCCCGGUCACAUCCAACACUUCCCGUACCUGCAGGGGCUGGGCGGGAACGGUACAGGGGGCGAGGGGAGGUUUGACUUGACCCCUGUGGCAGCCAUUUCUGUUCACCUAUUGGCCAGCGAGGGAGUGGAGCUGCAGGUGAAUGAGCCAAUCAGCAUCUGCGUUCCUCUGCCUGCCGACAGUGGCCUGAAGGAGAACGAUCACAUCCCUGCCUGGAGAUUUGACCCUCGCCUGGGGGCCUGGUUAAAGAGCAGUCUGGGCUAUGUGCAAAGGAAUGGCGAGCAGCUCACUCUGACCUACAUUGCUCCUCAGCUUGGAUACUGGGUGGCCGCCAUGUCCCCAUUACACUCAGGUCCUGUAAUGGCGAAGGAUAUCAGCACCUACCAUACCGUGUUUUUGCUGGCCAUACUGGGAGGCAUGGCUCUCAUCCUGCUCCUCCUCCUCUGUCUCCUUCUGUACUACUGCAGGCGUCGCUGUUUGAAGCCACGUGGGUCCCAUCGUAAACUGACGCUGUCCCCUGGUCUGGAUGGCAGUAAGAGAGACCAGGCCACCUCCAUGUCCCACCUCAACCUCAUCAGCAACGAGGUGCAACUGGAGCUGGUUUCCACCGCAACUGAGCCAGACAUGACCACGCCGAUGCUGAAACCCUCUUCGUAUGAGCAGCAUGACAAUCAUCAUCAUCAUCAUCAUGAUCUUAUCUCCCACGGAAAACACAGCCGCUCAUCUCUAGGCAACAACAGCAGGCAUGGCUCAUCACUAGGCAACCUGACGCCCCGUAGCAGAGACUACCGGCAGUCUGUGGAGACGUUCCAGUUAAAAGCCCCUCUCUCCACAGGACUAGACAGGAGCUACCGCCAAUCAUACACCUCAGUCUGUUCAUCUGUCAACCAGAUAUCCAAUGGACUGUCCUCAGCCAAUCCUGCUCUGGUGUCAGCUGGCCAGCUGAGCAAUGCUGGGAUCUGUGAUGGCCCCUCCCCUGCUUCUCCUCCUCACUCCCCCAGCAGAGGGGAGGGAGGUGAGUGUAGACCCCCUGACUACCUCCUGUCCCGGUCUGUGGACCACCUGGAGCGUCAAACCCCCACUUCCCUCUCUCGGCCUGGCCAGCUGCUGUGCUGUGGCUCCGUGGACCUGCUCAGCAGUGGAGAAGGCUACCCAAGGGUGCGUCCCACACUGGUGAUCCCAGCCCACUAUAUGCGCCUGCCGGGUGAGCAUCCUCUGUGUGGUCAGGCCCUCCUACUGCAGACUGAUCAGCAGAGUGAUCUGGAAACAAUUCAGGCUGAGCUCAAUGCCUCACAUUCUCAGCAGCCCCUGGGGCAGUCCCCCUCCGGCUGUACCCCUGGUUCUGCCAAGCAAAGCAACGGGGAAGGACUGAGCUUGUCAGAAUCUCUGUCUAUUCCCACGGCACUUGGGGAAACAGCACUAGUGGAAAUCAACAGUGAGGACACCCUGCUGGCUGAGAAGACCUUAAUGGAACUAAGGGGAGGGAAGCCCCUCCCACACCCACGAGCCUGGUUCGUCUCAUUGGAUGGUCGCUCCAACGCCCACAUUCGCCACUCCUACAUCGACCUUCAGCGGGCUGGUUGCCCCAGCAAUGCACCAGGAAGCGCAGGAGGUCGGCAAGGGGACAGCAGUGGGGGGAGGCGUGGCAACAGCCACGACGCCAGCCUGGACUCAGGUGUUGACCUGAACGAGCCGAGGGUCGGCCGCCGGGGAAGGGAGGGAGAGCGGGAGGAGAGGGAGAAUGAAAAGGUCAGAUCUAAAGGUGCCACCAUGGCCUACACCCAGCUGGUAUACGUGGAUGAUCUCGAUGGGGGAGGUAGUGAGGAGGAGACACCCAAGUGCAGCCCCCAGGACAGCACAAUGCCCACCUCUGUGUCUGAUAAGGCACAAGGCCACCAAGGUGAUUUGGGACCCUCGAAAGGAGAAGGUAGCGGAGUAGAGGGGGUCCAAAUAAAGGAAGAGGUCUCCUCGUCUUUGUCCUCCUCCCCUGCCUCUCCUCCUCCCCUGCCGACACCAGAAGGUGUUACUUUCAGGACUGAGCAUUCAUUGCUGUCAGUGUCUCCAGACGACGAUGUGCCACACGACGACGGAGAGGAAGAAAAGAAGAGUCCUUGGCAGAGGAGAGAAGAGAGACCCCUAUUGGCGUUCAACCUCAAAUGACCCAUGUCCAUCCGCUAACCGCAAAAC
Lampris incognitus (smalleye Pacific opah) is the source of this 2950-nucleotide messenger RNA. It is a transcript of the gene fam171a1, whose product is annotated as family with sequence similarity 171 member A1. Gene Ontology annotation, biological process: regulation of cell shape; stress fiber assembly. The transcript has 9 exons. Lineage: Eukaryota; Metazoa; Chordata; Actinopteri; Lampriformes; Lampridae. The record is from RefSeq and is a predicted model, not a curated record. Bases 230 to 2923 code for a protein of 897 amino acids. Gene Ontology annotation, cellular component: plasma membrane.